Messenger RNA from Budorcas taxicolor (takin), 1434 nucleotides. RefSeq names its product iroquois homeobox 2 (gene IRX2). NCBI's taxonomy places the organism in Eukaryota, Metazoa, Chordata, Mammalia, Artiodactyla, Bovidae. The record is from RefSeq and is a predicted model, not a curated record. Gene Ontology annotation, molecular function: DNA-binding transcription factor activity, RNA polymerase II-specific; RNA polymerase II cis-regulatory region sequence-specific DNA binding. Gene Ontology annotation, biological process: neuron differentiation; cell development; regulation of transcription by RNA polymerase II. The coding region runs from base 1 to 1434 and encodes 477 amino acids. The transcript is spliced from 4 exons. Gene Ontology annotation, cellular component: nucleus.
AUGUCCUACCCGCAGGGCUACCUGUACCAGGCGCCCGGCUCGCUGGCGCUCUAUUCGUGUCCGGCGUACGGCGCGUCCGCGCUGGCGGCGCCGCGCAGCGAGGAGCUGGCGCGGUCGGCGUCGGGCUCGGCGUUCAGCCCCUACCCCGGCUCCGCGGCCUUCACCGCGCAAGCGGCCACCGGCUUCGGCAGCCCGCUGCAGUACUCCGCCGACGCCGCCGCCGCCGCCGCCGGCUUCCCGUCCUACAUGGGCGCGCCCUACGACGCACACACGACCGGGAUGACGGGCGCCAUCAGCUACCACCCUUACGGCAGCGCGGCCUACCCGUACCAGCUCAACGACCCGGCCUACCGCAAGAACGCCACGCGGGACGCCACGGCCACGCUCAAGGCCUGGCUCAACGAGCACCGCAAGAACCCCUACCCCACCAAGGGCGAGAAGAUCAUGCUGGCCAUCAUCACCAAGAUGACCCUCACGCAGGUCUCCACCUGGUUCGCCAACGCGCGCCGGCGCCUCAAGAAGGAGAACAAGAUGACGUGGGCCCCCAGGAACAAAAGUGAGGACGAGGACGAGGACGAGGGCGACGCGGCGAGGGGCAAGGAGGAGAGUGCGGACAAGGCGCACGAGGGCACCGAGACGUCGGCGGAGGACGAAGGGAUCAGCCUGCACGUGGACUCGCUCACCGACCACUCCUGCUCUGCCGAGUCGGACGGAGAGAAGCUGCCCUGCCGCGCCGGGGACCCCCUGUGCGAGUCGGGCUCGGAGUGCAAGAAGUACGACGACCUGGACGACGACGACGACGACGACGACGACGACGAGGACGGCGAGCGGGACCUGGCGCCGCCCAAGCCCGUGACCUCGUCGCCGCUCACCGGCGUGGAGGCGCCGCCGCUGCUGAGCCCCCCGCCCGAGGCCGCGCCCCGCGGGGGCGGGGGCGGCAAGACGCCGCUGGGCAGCCGGACGUCGCCAGGCGCGCCGCCGGCCGCCAGCAAGCCCAAGCUGUGGUCUCUGGCCGAGAUCGCCACGUCGGACCUCAAGCAGCCGAGCCUGGGCCCGGGCUGCGCGCCGCCCGGGCUGCCGGCGGCCGCCGCGCCUGCCUCGAGCGGGGCGCCGCCGGGCGGCUCGCCCUACCCCGCGUCGCCGCUGCUCGGCCGUCACCUCUACUACACUUCGCCCUUCUACGGCAGCUACACAAACUACGGGAACUUGAACGCGGCGCUGCAGGGCCAGGGGCUGCUUCGGUACAACUCGGCGGCUGCGGCCCCCGCAGAAGCGCUGCACGCCGCGCCAAAGGCCGCCAGCGACGCGGGCAAGGCGGGCGCGCACCCACUCCCGGAGCCCCACUACCGGCCCCCGGGCGGCGGCUACGAGCCGAAGAAAGAUGCCAGCGAGGGCUGCACCGUGGUUGGUGGGGGCGUCCAGCCCUACCUAUAG